Messenger RNA from Parastagonospora nodorum SN15, 1425 nucleotides. RefSeq lists its product as hypothetical. Lineage: Eukaryota; Fungi; Ascomycota; Dothideomycetes; Pleosporales; Phaeosphaeriaceae. Gene Ontology annotation, molecular function: ribonuclease III activity; double-stranded RNA binding. Bases 1 to 1425 code for a protein of 474 amino acids. The transcript has a single exon. Gene Ontology annotation, biological process: regulation of gene expression; primary miRNA processing; rRNA processing. The record is from RefSeq and is a predicted model, not a curated record. Gene Ontology annotation, cellular component: nucleus.
AUGUCGUCGCAGAAGCGCGGCAACGCUUUCAAUCACUACGGAGACCGGAAUCAGCAUUCUAACAAGAAAUCGCGUAUUAGCCAACCCACAUACAACACGGCAUCUUAUGACGAUCGCAGCUCCAAACAGUACAACAGGCCUCAGCAGCGGGGCAAUUUCACUCCACAGCACCGCAACGAUGGAUCUCCAAGUCCGCCUGAGCUCUCGGCCGCUGAAAUGCAGACCGGCCUUGUAGCCUUGCUAGACAGAUUUGUCGCUGCAGAGAUGACGCCAGACGCAGACAAGGACAUUCUUUACCAUGCGCGAGAGCUGCGCAGACUCGUUGCCUCACGCAAUGAGAAGUCUGUAUCUGCCCAAGCUAAGCGCGAUUUAGACGAGAAGCGCCCAGACAAAGCAGCGAACGUCACUGUGCCGGACUACAUCCAUCGCAAAGUUGUGGCAGCCAAAGAGCUCCCACCAAUACCUCCAGUCACAGAGCCCCACCUCCAAGAAGCCGUCUUCACCCACCGAUCCAUACACGCGAACAACGUCAACGUACACCAACACGUCGACUUCGGCCUAGACUACGAGCGCCUCGAGUACCUGGGCGACGCCUACAUCGAACUCAUCGCUUCUCGUGCCCUCUACAACCGCUUCCCACACGUCGACGUCCCUCAACUGUGCUCAUGGCGUGAGCGACUCGUCGAGAAUGUAGCGCUAGCCAAGUUCUCCGAAGCCUAUGGAUUUCCCGAUCAGCUGAAGCGCAAGGUCGAGUUCGAUAAAAAUUCGAAAGCAUGGAGGAAGGUCGUGGCCGAUAUCUUUGAGGCGUACGUCGCUGGCGUCGUGCUCUCAGAUCCUGAGAACGGUUUCGCGACAGCAGAGAAGUGGCUCGACGAGCUCUGGGCUUCACAGCUGCUCAACUUCCAGGAAAAGGUUGUCGAGAAUGCACGUGCGAGAGACGAUUUGCAGAAACUCCUUGUCGUCAAUGGCAUCCAGCUCAAUUACAAAGAAGAGAAGCCGAUGAUCAUGGAACAAGGAGUACAGAAAUACUACCUCGGCGUCUAUCUCACGGGCUGGGGCUACGAGGACGAAUGGCUGGGCAGCGGCGACGGCCAGAAGAAGGCGCAAGCGUGCAUCUCGGCGGCCACAGAUGCUAUCAAGCGAAACAGUGCGGCGCUGCAGAGUGCAGCCCAGCAGAAAAAGGAGCUAAUGGAGGUAAGGGCAAAGGAAAGGGGAGAACAGGCGCAAGCUGAGGCAGCCGAGAUUGGCAAAGGUGAGGACGACGAUGAUGGAAAGGCACCUGAGGUAAAGUCCGCGGGGAUGCUGGACCACACUUCCGAUAGUGCGAAGAAGCGGAAAAGCGAUAGGUCUAACGAGUCGGAGAAGAAGAGCAAGAAGCACAAAAAGGACAAGAAAGAGAAGAGGGAGAAGCAUCACGAGGACUAG